AUGGGCUCCCAAGCACCUGAGCCCAAAAGCCUUCUUGGCUACUACCGCAUCCUAUCGCCAUCAGCCGGAGUCAGGGUCUCGCCCCUGUGUCUCGGUGCGAUGAACUUUGGAGAAGCGUGGAAAGGAUUCAUGGGCUCCUGUGACAAGAUAACCACCUUCGAGAUCCUCGAUUACUUCUUCGAGCAAGGUGGAAACUUUAUUGACACCGCAAACGGCUACCAAGGCGAAGAAUCGGAGGAGUGGCUUGGCGAAUGGAUGGCCUCGCGCAAGAACCGCGAUCAAAUGGUCAUUGCCACAAAAUACACCUCUGCCUACCCUUCCGGCAAAGGCGGCGAGCAGAUCAAGGCCAAUUUUCAGGGUAACCACGCGAAGAGCAUGCAUCUAUCGCUUGACGCAUCACUGAAGAAGCUGCAGACAUCUUACAUAGACCUUUUCUACGUUCAUUGGUGGGACUUUACGACCUCCAUACCCGAGUUGAUGCAGUCUUUGAACCGCGUGAUCCUUAACGGCAAAGUGCUCUACCUCGGCGUCAGCGAUACGCCCGCCUGGGUGGUAGUCAAAGCGAACGAGUACGCGCGCCAGCACGGGCUGACACAAUUCAGCGUCUACCAAGGGCAAUGGAGCGCUGCGGAGCGGGAUUUUGAACGGGACAUCCUACCCAUGUGCCAGGCGGAGGGCAUGGGGCUUGCGCCAUGGGGCCCACUUGGAAGCGGCAGAUUUAAAAGCAGGGAGCAGAGGGAGCGCGAAGGCGAGGAAGGCAGGAAAAUUCCGACUUAUGAGAAGUACGAGAAGGUUACGGAGAAGUUGGAGGCGAUUGCGAAGAAGAAGGGAACCUUGAUCACCAGUGUGGCACUCGCAUAUGUCAUGCACAAAGCCCCCUAUGUGUUCCCAAUCGUUGGCGGUCGCAAGAUUAAGCAUUUGAAAGGAAACAUCGAGGCCCUCAGCCUGGAGCUUUCAGAUGAGGAGAUCGACAACAUCGAGUCCGCUGUCCCGUUCGAUGUCGGGUUCCCCAUGAACAUGUUGUUUGGGCUCCAUGAUCCGAAGUUCAAGUAUAGCACUCGCAUGACGAGCAAGGACAUCAACCUGGUGAAGGAGGGGGCCUACCUUGAUACACCGGAGAAGCCGCGACCUAUCCGACCUCACCAGUUGGAGUAG
Molecule: messenger RNA, 1155 nt
Organism: Coniosporium apollinis CBS 100218
Lineage: Eukaryota; Fungi; Ascomycota; Dothideomycetes
Product: norsolorinic acid reductase
Exons: 6
Coding region: 1-1155 (384 amino acids)
Source: RefSeq, a predicted model, not a curated record